Messenger RNA from Candidozyma duobushaemuli, 912 nucleotides. RefSeq lists its product as uncharacterized. The record is from RefSeq and is a predicted model, not a curated record. The transcript has a single exon. Lineage: Eukaryota; Fungi; Ascomycota; Pichiomycetes; Serinales; Metschnikowiaceae. Bases 1 to 912 code for a protein of 303 amino acids.
AUGAAUUACCCUGAUGAAAACGAACCUAACAAUUUUGCGAGUACAAUAAAGCUUCUGACGGAGCUGGCAGACUGUGCUCGAGACAUCUUUCUGCCUAUAUUUGAGCAUGGUGAUACACUGAUGUACGAAACGAAACAAGAGGAGGAGUUUGAUUCAGACGAAGAAGAAGAUUUGAGUACAGCAGACGAAGAAGAAGACGAAGACGAAGAAUUUCAUGUUCCUCCAGAAUCAGAAAGAGUAAGGUCGCCAGCCGAUAUAGCAGAAGGAAGCUUUUUCUGGCUCCCCGGUUACGAUUUGACACAUUCAUUCCCUUACAUCACCGGCCUUCCGCACGUCCCUACCAUGUACAUUCGCCUCAUCCGCUUCAUGAGAUACCACUUUUUAAAAGUCGAAUGGUUGGUGGGUCGUAGAACAGCACGCUUAGUGUCAUGUCUUUGGAACGCACACAGACGCAGAAACGAGUACCUCGACCUGCGUCCCCCCGAAGAUACUUCCGAGCCAAUCAUUGAGGUCGGAAUGCUCGAGGAGUUUGUGCUUUCGGUGAUGAAGACUGUCUUGCUUCUCAACGGCAUUGACCCUGCAGCACAUCGUGCUGAAAUGGAAAAUGACAAUGAUGAGGGCUACGACGCAUCAGACGAGCUGGAUGACGAUCUUACACCUGUGACGCUGCCAGAAGCCACCGACUGGGAAUGGCGUUUGGAUAACCUGCCCUUGAUUGACGAUCUUUGCCAGACACCCUACGGGUUUCGCAGCCAAUCGCCAAUUGGAUCGGAGCGUGUUUGUCGAAACCAGUCAGACCAAGAGACGAUCCAGGAAAUCAUUGGCGAGGUAGAACGUGGAGCCAGAUUGCAGCGAAAAUUCAACCAGCAGCGUGAAUCGCUUUUGGCCGCUUUGGACCCUAGACGGUUAUGA